AUAUGAUAUGUGACCGAUUACAAGAACAGUAGAGUGUAAAUAUUCUAUGCACCAAAUCCAUGCAAUAUAUUUCUCACCAAAAAUAAACCCAAAAAGCAUAUUUGAUGGAAACCCAACAUUGCCUUAUUGGUAGAUAAUAAUAAUAUCAUAUAUUUAUGUGUAUCAAUCUCUAUCUUUUUAAAGCCAUAAGCUUUCUUUUACUCACCCACCAUCUCUUUUCCCCUCCUCCCAUGGCUAAGUAGGUAGCUUUCCUUACAAAUGUCAACACCUUUAAUAACUUGUUUCCAACAACUCCUCUACUAAGAUAUAUACUUAACCAUUUCUCACCACAUUCCCUUUCCCCCCUUUCCCCCCUUUCCCCUUCAGAUUCCUAACAAAUUUAGCAUCUUGGGUCUCUUUAAAACCUCUCCAAAACCCCUAAAACAAUUUAUGUUUUUGUUGGGGGGGGGGCUUUGGUUCCAUCUUUGAGUGUGUGAUCAUGUAGAAACACUGGGGCUCUUACAUGCAUGUAAAUGGAAUUUAACAAGAUGCAUGAUGAUGAUGAUGAUGAUAAUAAUGAUGAUGAAGAAGAAGCAGAAGAAGAGGAGGAGGCCCCAAACCACAACAACAACAGCAACAACAACAACAACAACAACAACAACAAAACCAAGAUCAACAAACCCUAUUCUCCUCCUCCCUUGGAUCUAUCUCCUUUCUCCAAACCCCUCCUCUCGCCCUCCGCCUCGCUCCUCCGCCCCCACGGCGCUGGCGCCGGAGGAGGAGGCGGCGGCGGCGGCGGAGGAGGAGGAGGAGGAGGUGGCGGGGGAGGGGGGAGGUAUAGGGAGUGCCUGAGGAACCACGCGGCGUGCCUCGGGGGGCACGUGGUGGACGGGUGCGGGGAGUUCGCGCCCGGGGAGCGCUUCCCGAUGAAGUGCGCGGCGUGCGGGUGCCACCGGAGCUUCCACCGGCAGCUGGACGCGGCGGAAGCGGCGGCGGCGGCGGCGGCGGCGGGGGCGGGGGCCGAAGCGCGGAACGGCCGGAUGUGCGUCGCCGGUGACGUCCCCCGGUCGCUGCUGCUCCCCGAUCCCGCCGCCGCUCUCCCUUGCUUCCCCAACAACUUCCCCCCCCCUCCUCCUCCUCCUCCUCCUCCUCCUCCUCCUCCGCAUCGCUUACCCAGCACCGUCCGCAACAACCUCCCCCGCGUGGUUCUCCCCACUCCCCCUCCCCUCUCCGCCACCGAGCCCCCACCACCGCAUCGCCCUCGCCCUCGCCCCCGCCCCCGCCGCCGCUCCCCCAAGAAACCCCCCCAAAUCGCCCCCGCCGCCGAUCGGGCUCCGGCUCGGGCUCCGGCGCCGGCGGCGGGGCUGGCGCUGGCGGCGGGGCCGGCGGCGGCGGCGGGGAAGAAGAGGUACCGGACGCGGUUCACGGCGGAGCAGAAGGAGCGGAUGGUGGGGUUCGCGGAGACGGUGGGGUGGCGGCUGCAGAAGGGGGACGAGGCGGCGGCGGACGCGUUCUGCGCCGCCGUCGGCAUCAGCCGCCAGGUCCUCAAGGUCUGGAUGAACAACAACAAGCAAACCAAGCGCCCGCAGAAAAGCCCGAACAAGGCGGCGGCGGUGGCGGCGGAGGAUGAGGCGGCGGUGGCGGCGGAGGAUGAGGAGGAAUUGGAGGAGGAUGAGGAUGAGGAGGAGAACGAAGGGGACUAGAGAGGUAUAAAAUUUUUCUCGUGUUGAUUCUCGUCAUGAUGAUUAGUAUUACUGCUGUUAUUAUGCUCAAUCAAUCACUGAUUUAAUCCUCCUCAUUGUGCCUGUUAGUGUUGUUGUUGUUGUUGUUGGUGAUGAGUUUAGUAAAGUAGGAACAAACCCUAGAGUGCCUAGACAAAUGGUGAUCAUCUUAGUAGCCUUUGAGUUAGUGUGUAAAUACUCUUGGAUCAAUAUGCUAAAGCAUUUCCUUUCACAUUGGUGCUCUGU
Ananas comosus (pineapple) is the source of this 1946-nucleotide messenger RNA. RefSeq names its product zinc-finger homeodomain protein 8-like. Bases 513 to 1682 code for a protein of 389 amino acids. Gene Ontology annotation, molecular function: transcription cis-regulatory region binding; DNA-binding transcription factor activity. The record is from RefSeq and is a predicted model, not a curated record. The transcript has a single exon. Lineage: Eukaryota; Viridiplantae; Streptophyta; Magnoliopsida; Poales; Bromeliaceae. Gene Ontology annotation, biological process: regulation of developmental process; regulation of DNA-templated transcription. Gene Ontology annotation, cellular component: nucleus.